GACGGCCUUGGACAGGAGGCCGCGGUGAGCGCUCCCCCACGCCGCCAUGGCGAAUGGCGACCUCGAGGAAGGGAGCGAGGCAGUCUGGGAGAGGGUUCGGGCGGCGCUGCCACGCGAGCUAGGCGCGUGCAGGAGCGGCGACGGCUGGGAGAGGAGCGGAUGGCACCCGCGGCGGGGCGGCUGGGCACGCACACAUGGGCGAGUCGGGACUCGGCGGAGCGAGUAGGGGCGUGUCAGGCGCGAGGGGAGAGCUGGUCUGUAUUAGACAUGUAAUAUGAUACGUAUACGGCCUCAGUUGGUCGACGCCUCCUCUCUUAGAGCAAGAUGAAGAGAGCGAAUCCGCGCACCGACAUCUCCAUAGCUGCCCGGUCCUGCCUCCUAGCCACAAGCUUCCACACCUCCAAGUAUGUAGACACUUUGUACAACGCCUCAGCUGGGAUAGAUGGGAAGAUUCCUUCGUUCUUGAGCUUGUUUCUAAUAUUUCAAAUGGUCCAUAGCAAGGCAACACAGCAGGUACCAAAACCCGUCUGGAUUUAUCAAGGAAGCGAAAGACAUGGGCAACGCACGAGGGGUUCCAGGAGCAUCCCAGCAGUUCCCUAACUGCGCUCUACGAAAACUUAGCCACAACAUAGGAGAAAAAGAUAUGAUUAGUAUCCUCUCACUAUCCGCACAAGGCACACCACCCUGAAUAAGGGCCGUGCCGAUGACGAAUAUUGUCAUUGGACGGAAGCCGUUUCCUAACCAGUUGCCAAAUGAACACCCUAAUCUUCAAAGGGCACACGAUCCUCCAGAUGUCACUGUAGAAUUUAGCAUGGGUACCUUGACACAACUUGCAGUAUAAGGAACGGACUGUGAACCACCCUGACGAUUCCAGAGCCCAAGUAAUACCAUCAGGCACUGCUAUUAACGACAUGCCCUCAAUAUCCCGUCGCAAGUUAGCCUAGUCAGCCCUGUCUCCCUGCCCCAGGGCUUGGCGGAAGGGAAUGUUCCAUGUUCCUCCCCUAAGUGCACGAGCAAUGGCAAUGUUUAGUUCCAGUGCCGGUGCAUAUAAGGAGGGCUACCGUUCUUUCAGGGCCCCGACCCCUGCCACCAGUCUACCCAUAGUCGGGUGGAAUUCCCACUGUGGACAAUGUGUUUUGUCCCCAAAUAAAAACACCGCUUUCACCUUAUGUAGGGCCUUCAGAACUGAGAACCAUGUAUGUGUGAGUCCACCAAGAGAUCUUUGUAUCUGAGGUAAUUAAUUUUUUCUUUAGCCUCUCCAUCUUGACGGUGUUAGUUGCGACGAUGUCAAUGGCUAGUUGCGUUGAUUCUUGCCGGUCUCUCUAGCCGGUGAGGUUAGGGAUUGCAAGGUUUGUCGAUGUGGCAGCAACUUCCCUUUGCAAGUUUGUCCGUAUGCCUCCUCUCUGCCCUAUCGGUUCGGCCUCUAACAUCGGCACAAGGCCUACGAAGUUUUUUGGAGGUUGGAAUCUUGGAUUUGUUGAUCUUCCGGCUUUGACAGUUUAUUCUCUAGGGAUGGUCGUCUUGGUGACUUCCUGUCCGCCAUCAACAACGGCUAGAUAGAGGGGCGGUGGCGGACGCCCGUUAUCGGCACGUUUUUCUAUAUUUUUCUAGGACGUAUAUACCAGUAGUUUGAUCAAUAGACUUCCUUUUGGCAUGUUAUCGGCACGUUUUUAAAUAUUUUUUUAGGGAUUGAAAUUUUCUUUUCUAAAACGAAAAUUCUACCGCUUCUCCGGGCCAACUUUCUCUUUUGCGAACAUUUUGGCAAACCACUCGUUCCUCCAAGACGGGCCUACGAGUCUACGAGCCAGGGCACGAGUACUAGACUCUUGACUCCACCAGCUGCUGCUAUAGUGAUAGGGCGUAUAGUUCCAUCAGAGCAGCAGAGACAAGACUGUGAUAGGGCAUCCCCUUCGGGCGUGCAGGAUGCAGAUUCAUUCUUCUUCUUCCCUCCGGUCUUCACGGGGACCAAAUAAUAGUUCUCUCCCCCAUCCACUUCAAAUUUGGGUUCUUCCAGUUCCGGGACAUGGCGACUGCAGGAUUUGGGCUCCACGGAACACCUGGGCUGUGAGCAUUAGUUCUUUUGUUGGGUCAGGAAGAUCUGCUGCAGCUUAUAACGAAGGAUCUCCAGAUUUCUCUACAGGAAGAAGCUACAGGCCGGUUUCUGGCUCUCUUGUUUCUGAAUGUCAGAACAUUAAUACUGUAGGCUGCAAGAUGCGCAAGUCUUGUGAGUGCUGCAAUAGAUACUGGACCCAUUUGCAUGGAAAGGUCAAGUGUUUCGUCACGCAGAUGGACGGGAAUUCUAGGCAUAGCGUGGUCAUACCAGAGAGCUUUGUGAACCAUUUUGCAUGGAAGUUGUCAAGAACCAUCAAAUUAGAAGCCCCUGAUGGUAAUGUAUACGACGUCGAAAUCACUGAGCGUAGAAACAAAACAGUACUCAGAUCUGGAUGGGAGGCAUUUGUCAAUGCCAAUCAUAUAGCGGAGAACGACUCGUUGAUGUUCCGAUAUCGUGGAAGUGCUCGCUUCAAGGUCGUGUUCUUUGAUUCCAGUGGUUGUGAGAAAGUGGUGUCCUGUGCUCGCAUACAGAGCAAUAGUGGUGGGCAAGAACCAAACACAUAUUCUACAGACAUGUCAAGCAGCUCCAGUGAUAGUAAAACUCACUCGUCAGGACAUGGAGGAUCAGAUGGAUGCCAGAGUGGAAGCUCUAGCUAUUGUAGAAAACGAGCAAAGAAAGAUGCACUAUCUUCUCCAUCCAGAAAUUUGUCAGGAGAAGACAGUCCUCAUGAGCAUGACUCCUAUGAGUCGGAUGAUCUCGCACUCCCGAAGCCUCUUUAUGUGUUAUCAGGGAAGUGCUAUGUAACAGAAGAACAUGAGGAACAAAUAGCUGCACUUGUCCAAGAAACUCAACCUGAAAUACCUCUGCUUCUGGCUAUGGUGACGAAGCCCAGUGUGAAACCAUAUCCGGAUCUGGUAAUUCCUAUGGAUUAUGCACUCGCACACUUUCCACACAAAAGUCAGACUAUCACAUUCCAGCUGCCUGGGCUGAGCAAGAAGUGGCCCUGCGAGUUCCGUGUCAGAUCUGAUGGAGGUUGUUGCAGUCGUUAUUGGUGUGACUUUGCCCGUGACAAUCAUUUAUUGGUGGGAGAUCUGUGCCUCUUUCAGCCAAUGAAGAAAGCUAAGGGGAAAAAAUUCAAAGUGAUGGUUCAUAUGAUUCGGAAUGCAGGAGAAGAAACUCUCUCUUUGGGAUAUGAACAUGGAAUCAGUGAGAAGUCUCCCAAUCAAAAAAAGAAGUCUUCCAAUCAUGGUGAUACUAACAGAACUUGUGAUCUCCCAAUCAUGAUGCCAGUGCGUACCUGUCUAACAGAAGUGCAGAGGAAGAAAGUUUUGGCGAAAGUUGGAGCCAUUUGUUCAGAACUGCAUAUUUACGUCACAGUAAUGACCAAGAACAAAGUCUCCUUGUGCUUAUCCUUCAACAGGAAAUACUCUGCUACGUAUCUUCGGAAGGGGAGCCGGAGUUUGGUGCUUCAGGUGGAGGGGAAGAACCAGACAUGGCAUAGCAAGUUGUCUGACAACGGAGGUGCCCUGAGGAUAAGUGGAGGCUGGACUUCUUUUGCCCGCGACAAUCACCUGCGGGAGGGGGAUAUCUGCCUCUUUGAGCUGAUGAAAAACAAGGGGCAACAAAAGAUGAUGGUCUACAUCAUUCGCAGCAAGCAUUGUUAGUUUCACGAUGUUGACAAGAUAAGUACAGAGAGGUCUCUGUUCUCUGUGCUGGCAUUUUGUACAUUCACGAGAGGCUCUUUGCUGCUUUUGGAUCUGGAUGGAUGUGGAAACUAUGGGCAUGGCCAAUUACUGACUUCAGUAGAUUGGCAGACUUAUUAUGUGCCCUGAAUUUAAAUUAUUCGUGAUGCCCUAGUGUUUCCUAGCUCCGCUGAGAUUUGUCUUGUGUCGAUGCCAAUUCAAUGUAUAUCAGCAUGCAAUCUCUCUAGUAAUCCGGUUACCGUGGCAGUGAAUAUGGAGGGGCCUAGUCUUCUGCAGGGUGGAUAUUGUCUUCACUAGAUUUUUCUGACUGUUCCUGUAUUUCCUUACAAGAAACACCAUCUCUUCAAUCCAAGUCGUCUCUGAGAUCAGAAUACUAUGUUUUAAAACAACUCAUGUGUUUGAUGAAUAUAUAUAGUAUGCGUUUCUGUAUUAUA
Molecule: messenger RNA, 4190 nt
Organism: Lolium perenne
Lineage: Eukaryota; Viridiplantae; Streptophyta; Magnoliopsida; Poales; Poaceae
Product: B3 domain-containing protein Os03g0620400
Molecular function (GO): DNA binding
Source: RefSeq, a predicted model, not a curated record